AUGCCCGGGAAGGAGAAAUCCCGCCGGCCCAGCGUCCUCGACGCCCUGGUCUGGUUCGCAGGCGGCUCACCCCACAAGGAAGCCAAGGACUACGUCAAGGACAGGAUGAAGGACAAGAAGGAGCGGGAAAGGAGGCAAGACCCACCAUCCUCAUCAACCUCCUCCUCCCACCACCGACGUAAAUCCUACGCCGGCGACAAGAACGCAGGCCCCAGCUACCCUCCCCCUCCCCCCCAACUCUCAAGAGAAACCAGCAGCUACCACACCCCUCCCCAGUCCCGCUCCCGACGCCAUAGCGGCGUCCCCGUCCCCCUGCCCAUCCCAACCCCCAUCAUCCCCGACAUGACCGACAUCCGAGCCAAAUACGGCUACGGCGCCCUCCCUCCUUAUCCCACGCCCACCAUUGCCCGGUCGCGCCCCCAGCCUACACCGGCGCUUGUCCCCCCACACCUGCGCCCGCGCGCGUCGGAAUAUGGUGAGAUGUCCCCUUAUUCCUCUGACCCCGACCCGGUUUCGGUCUCGGACCCGGUCUCGGUUUCAACACCAACACCAGGACCGGCACCACGGUCGGCACCACGAUCGACACCAGCACCAGGGCCGGCACAACCGAACUCGUCGCCAUGGUCAUCGUCCCCGUACAGUCCUCACCCAGCACCGCACCUCGACUCCUCCCCGCUUAGUCGUCUGUCUGCUUUGGCGCCACCGUCGCAGUACCCCGACCCCCAAGACGUCUGGUCGUCGUCGGUCUAUUCUGCCGAUUCCCCCCCACCUGCGCCGAGUAUCAAGCCCGGGCCCGCGGCCGCGCCGAGUGUGAGUGGCAGUGACACGGUGGUGGGGACGGAUGAGGAGUUCCGGUCGCCGGUGUUGAAUUUUGCGACGAGGGGUAAUCUUACUAAUUAUAAUGGGAGUAAUAAUGGGAGUGGUGGUGGGAAUAGUAAUAGCGGUAAUCGUCGGCCGGAUCCGUUGGAGAGUUUUGCGAGGAGGUUUGAAGUUCGGUCGGGGAGUGAUCUUGCUGGUGGUAUUGGUGUUGGUGGCGGGGAUGAGAGGCCUCAGCAGCGGCCGACUCAGCCGUCGCCGGGGAGGUUAUUUCCGCAGGGGUUUCCGGAUAAUGGGUGGAGGGAUUUAGGCCGGGAUCGGGAUAGGGACUGGGCGAGGCCGGAUCCGACUACGCCCACUCCUGUUCCUGUUUGGAGGCGGGCUUCAGUUAGUUAUGAGAGCCGUCCUGAUGCCGAUCGUCGUGAGCAUAGGAGCCGCGAGCAUAGUAGCCGUGAGCAUAGCAGCCGCGAGCAUAGCAGUCGUAACCGAGAGCGCCGUCACUCUGUCAGCAUAGAGCAAGACAACAGCCCUCCCGUGGGCCUUAGCCGGUGUGGUUCUGUGAGUAGUCAUGACCGGGGAGGUUACGGUGGGCUGGGAAAUCCCAGUGCGGAACAAGACGAGGAUGACUCGAGCCGCCGGAGAAGGAAGAGGUCGUCUAUGUAUCCCCCGAAUUCGUGGAGGAGGCUUUGA
Molecule: messenger RNA, 1506 nt
Organism: Dichotomopilus funicola
Lineage: Eukaryota; Fungi; Ascomycota; Sordariomycetes; Sordariales; Chaetomiaceae
Exons: 2
Coding region: 1-1506 (501 amino acids)
Source: RefSeq, a predicted model, not a curated record